AUGCCACAGAUUCAGAAGGCGGCUGAUAAAGCAAGCGCAGCGGUGGCAAAUCUUGCCAGGCUUAUGUCUAAUAUAAAAGGUCCCAGAGCAAGUAAGCGGAAAACACUGAUGAGUGUGGCUCACUUGAUAUUACUAUAUGGAGCAGAGAUUUGGGCUGACGCACUUGAUGUGCAAAAAUACCAAAACCGAAUGGUCUCGGUACAGAGACGAUGCGCGAUGCGUAUAGCGAGUUCUUAUCGAACUGUCUCUGCGCCUGCAGUAUUGGCUGUAGCGGGAGUAGCUCCUAUUACUCUUCUUGCUAGAGAGAGAAAAAGAAUAUAUAAUAGGUGUCAAACAGAAAAUGAUUGUUCACUAAUCAAAACAGAAGAGAGACUUCAAACACUUGCGGAAUGGCAACAACAAUGGAUCAUCGACUCUGGAGGAAGAUGGACUGCAGGCCUAAUAGGAGAGGUGUCCCCAUGGUUUGGCAGGAGGCACGGUGAGGUAAAUUUUUAUCUUACCCAAUUUCUUACCUGCCAUGGCCACUUUAAUUCCUAUCUAUUCCGGAGAAACCGUGAGGAAAGUCAACUCUGUGACUACUGUCCAGGGAAAAUUGACGAUGUGGAGAAUACAUUCUAUGAAUGUAACAGAUGGGCUGGAAAUAAACAUGCCAUUGAAACUCUUCUUGGAGAGGCCAUCACUCCAAGAAAUACAGUUUCUUUAAUGCUUUAA
Messenger RNA from Belonocnema kinseyi, 711 nucleotides. RefSeq lists its product as uncharacterized. The coding region runs from base 1 to 711 and encodes 236 amino acids. The transcript has a single exon. The record is from RefSeq and is a predicted model, not a curated record. Lineage: Eukaryota; Metazoa; Arthropoda; Insecta; Hymenoptera; Cynipidae.